Messenger RNA from Cataglyphis hispanica, 3551 nucleotides. RefSeq names its product insulin gene enhancer protein ISL-1 (gene tup). Gene Ontology annotation, biological process: neuron fate specification; positive regulation of transcription by RNA polymerase II; axonogenesis. Lineage: Eukaryota; Metazoa; Arthropoda; Insecta; Hymenoptera; Formicidae. Gene Ontology annotation, cellular component: nucleus. The transcript has 6 exons. Gene Ontology annotation, molecular function: cis-regulatory region sequence-specific DNA binding; DNA-binding transcription factor activity, RNA polymerase II-specific. The record is from RefSeq and is a predicted model, not a curated record. The coding region runs from base 1346 to 2704 and encodes 452 amino acids.
UCGAGCAGACUAUAGCGAGACACCUAACUGGCAGUCAGUGGCUCCCGGGGCCCUGCGUCGUCAGUCUCGUCGGGGUAGUUUCGUGCAACCUCUUCGUGGGUCUCUCCUCCUCCUCCUCUCUCUUUCUCUCUCUCUUCCCCUGUCUUUCUCUCUCUCUCUCUCUCUCUCUCUCUUUCUCUGACUCUUUCCCUCUCUCCCGGUGCCUCCCCUUUCUUUCUCUCUUUUCGUAAACCGACCUCGCUUCCCCUGGGCCUGACUUCCUCUCUUCCGCGAUCUUUUUACCUUUCUUGUCUGUUUUCUAUCAGAAUGAUUGUUUCUUUUGCUCGCCCUUGCCGCUGUCUGUUGUCGGGCGAAGCGUUCGUGUUUCGUGGAUGUCGACAGUGAAUUUCUCUUUGCUCGCGCCUUCAGUGAGUGAGAUAGGAACGUAAUCGCGCGUUCCAGUGUCGCGUGAUUUCGGACUCGCGCGAAUGGACCGAUCUCGGAGCCAGCUGUUUUGAUAAGAGCGAAAGGAGUCCAGCCGUCAAGCAUCAGGAAUAUCGUCAAGUUCUACGUCGCAUGUUGAUCGUAUCGUAUCGAUCACGUUCUUGUCUGGCAAUCGCGAGGAACCGCUCGCUAAACUCGCGAGAUAAGCCGAACGGGUGUGGUAUCGCGAAAGAGAGAGGGAGAGAGAGAAAGAGAGAGAGAGAGAGGGAAACCGCGUGGUAAUUCGAGAAAACGGAAGAGUGUGGAAGAGUCACUCGACAAUAACCAGGAAAGAAUCACGAAAGUGCCGGUGUGUGAAUCGAGAGUGAACGGUUUUCGACAUAGUGGCAGAAGUGCCAUAGUUGAAACGCCGCGACGAAGCCGCGACGAACCUCCACGUUACCGGAGCAUUAAACCGCACCCGAUUGAAACGUUUCGUCUUGUGUUCGAGAUUGUUAAAAUUCUUGUCGCGUCUAUACUCUCCAUUUUCAACGAGAUAACAAUGUGAAUUCCGCGAUAUACAGAUAUUGAUGCGCCCUGACAGCUAAAUAAUUCUCUGAAGAAGGUUUUCCGUUCGCGCGAGAGAGGAUUCAAUUUGAGAUAAGUCGAGGACGAGCUGAUUACGUUCACACACACACACACACACACACACAUAUAUAUAUAGAUAUAUAUAUUUCCCGUAUCUGAAGCGAUUUGAUCCUCGGUGGAUUUGAGUAACGUUGUUCCGUAAAGAGGCGGGAGGGGAUCGAAAGGAAGUGAACGCCGUCGAAGUUUCGCGAAUUUAAAGGGUACGGCCGAUACGAAAGGCUUCAAGAUUGCUCGAAAACCGUCGCGCGACGUGCGCAGGAGUGGCAGAGCUGCGGAAAUAGGGGGUGCCGGCGUAAUGCAGCGGGUGGGCGCAGCCGGGGGGCCCGGGCCCAUCGGCUUCCAGGGCCCUCCGAGAUCACUGAAAAUCUCACCGGUCAACAUACAGGAUCAGCCCACCGAUCCCACGCAGAAAGGCAGAAGUUCGCUCUGCGUCGGCUGCGGCGGUCGAAUCCACGAUCAGUGGAUUCUGAGGGUAGCACCUAAUCUGGAAUGGCACGCGGCAUGUUUGAAAUGUGCUGAAUGUCAACAGUUUCUGGAUGAAAAGUGCACCUGUUUCGUACGAGAUGGCAAGACCUACUGCAAGGGCGAUUAUGUUAGGUUAUUCGGCACGAAAUGCGACAAGUGUAGCCAAUGUUUUAGCAAAAAUGAUUACGUGAUGAGAGCGAAGACCAAGAUCUAUCACGUGGAGUGCUUUCGGUGUUGCGCCUGCAUGAGGCGGCUCGAGACCGGCGACGAGUUCGCUCUGAGACAGGAUGGCCUCUUCUGCCGACACGAUCACGACGUCCUCGAAGGCGGGAAGCAUUGCACCGGAGCUGCCGGUAUACCCGGAAGCGAGAACAAUAACAAUGCUUCUCUGACGAACAACAAUCAUCAUCUGCACCCAAACGACGGCUCGAUGUCAGAUUCCGGAUCGGAGAGCGGAUCGCAUAAGGCAGGUGUCGGCGGUGUCCGCGGUUCGGGUGGCCACAAGAGCGGCGGCGGAUCCGACGGCAAACCGACGCGGGUGCGCACUGUUCUCAACGAGAAGCAGCUGCACACCCUCAGAACCUGCUACGCCGCGAAUCCGCGCCCGGACGCUCUCAUGAAGGAGCAGCUCGUCGAGAUGACCGGACUGAGUCCGCGCGUCAUCAGGGUAUGGUUCCAGAACAAAAGAUGCAAGGACAAGAAGAAGACGAUCGCUCUGAAGCAGCAGAUGCAGGAGAAGCACUUUUUAUUUCAGGACGGGCGUAAGUUGGGUUUCGGCGGCAUGCAUGGCAUUCCCAUGGUUGCCAGCAGCCCCGUGAGACACGAAAGCCCCAUCGGCAUGACGCCGCUCGAGGUACAGGCUUAUCAGCCGCCGUGGAAGGCGCUCUCGGAGUUUGCCCUUCAUACGGACUUGGAGCGACUGGAUCCCAACGCGCCGUCUUUCCAUCAUUUGGUGUCCCAGAUGCACGGCUACGACUUGCACGGGGGCCCGCCGCCACAAUUGCCGCCUCCGGGGAUGCUCGGGGGACCGAUGAGCGACAGCGGGGGUGGACCGUUACCGCCACCGGGGCCUCAUCAUCCGGGCGGCGGCGGACCGGAUAUGGGCCAGCAUCCCGACAGCACCGACAGCUUCGUGACGUAUGUCGAGAGUGACAGUGACUCGUUUCACCAUGAUACGGGAAGUCCAUAGUGUCGUGCGCGUCACGGAUGCAAAGCAACAACAACAACAAUCCCGCCGUCCUUCGCCUUCGUAGCGACUCUCGUCGUGAUGCUCGCUGUAACAGCGAGAUGCUUGCAACGGCGGCAGAUCUGAUAGAAUCGGAAAUGCUCUCGACACGCAGACUUACGGCGACGAAUUUCAGAUACCAAAGGACUCCUUCGUGUCUCUUGUCGAUUCUUCGACGAUAAUCAAAUAGGCUCGGGACGGGACGGGACACGAAUACGGAGAGAAAGAGGAUUCGCGAAAACGACACGAUUCGGAUACAUAUUCGGGAAUGAGCGCGGGAAGAGGGAGGGAGGAAGUAUCGUUAUUUAAGACGUUAUUUCGCCGCGCGAAUUGACAUUUAUACGCACACAAUUAAUAUCUUCUUUUCAAUUGUAACAAUUUCAAUAUGACGGGAAAAAUCAAUUAUCUCAACAAACAUCUGAACGUAAAGAACAUCCUCAUACAAGUUUAUUUGUUCUCGUAAAUCAUCGAUUGUCAGAUUAACUGUUACGUUAUUUUGAUUUUCGUCAUUUUUUUACAACGCAUUACACCUACCAUUUAUAUGCAUUAUAUAAAUAACAUAAAAGUCGCCGCGAUAUUCCUGAAAUUGCAGCAUUAAUUUUGCCGAAUACUUGAAAACGAUUUUAGGCACAUGUCGUUAUCUGCUGUACAUAAGAAAAGAGAAAUGAGAUCCCGAUGGAAUAAUAUCUUGUACAUAGUUGCUAAUUGCUGUAAAUCUAAGCAAUGUUAAACCAUGAUGUACUCAGGCGCAAGUUGUAGCGUAGAAUAUGAAUAGUGGAAUAUAUAUAUAUAUAUAUAUAUAUAUAUAUAU